AAUAAAAGGGUAAGAUGUUUGGGAUAUUGUGCUAAUAAGAGAGAGAGGGAGGGUAAUGUUUACUUAUUAAUGUGAGUUGUGGUUGUGGUUUGUGCAUGUGUGUGUUUGUUGGUAAAGUGUGGUAGACCCAAAGGGGAGGUAUCUUUAGGGGCAGGUCAGCACAGCACGCUUUGUUGCUUCCUGAGCUGAACAACCUAUAAGGUUUUUAGGGGGCUCAGGUUGCGUGUGUUUUGCACUAAUUCCCGUUUUCUGUUUCGAGUUCUUGAGCAAAGGGGAAUCUCUCUGGUUUUCAUCAUCCUCUCUCUCUUUUCUUGCCUCUUCUGUUUUGUAUCCAAGUCCUAGAAAGAUAUAAAGAGAGAGAAAGGAAGAAGUGAAGAACCCACUAAGCGUGCUAAUAUAAAGUUUUUUAAGAGAAAAGUUAGAUAUUAACAAUCCCAUGCUAUUAUAGCUCCAUCUCUGCUUUUGGGUUGUUAUUCUUAUUGGGUUGUUUUUCUAACUUGGUGGGGUUUCUCUUUGGGCUUUCUAUAAUAUUGUGCUUUUGGUUUCAAGGGUUGAAGCUCUUAGAGUUUGUGAGUGUUUCAUAGUUUCCCUUUGUUUUCUUGCUUUGGUAGCUGAGGUCUCAAAGAAAGUCUUUUUUUUUUUCUCCCUGGGGUUUGAAUCAGAAGCAAAAGAACUGGUUUUUGAUGAUUUAAGGAUGUGGGUCUUUAUGGUUUUGAGCUCUGGUUUACCUCUUCAGUGAGGUGAACAAAUCUUCUUGCUUUUAGUUUGACAUAGUGGUAGAGAGAAGGUGAAAUCAAGUUAUUUUCAGAAGAGUCUUGGGUUUAGAGAUGGAGAAGUCUUCGAGAAAUGAGGAUGCCUGUCCUCAGUUGUUGGAUUUGAUUUCAAAAGAGAGAGAGUGGCUUGUGAACAGAGAUGGAGAAAGAAGGCAUGGCUUUCCAGAGGAGAAAAAGUUGGAGCUUAGGCUUGGUCCACCAGGGGAAGACUGGUCUGUGAGAGACAACAGCAAAAACAACCAAAGACAAAGAGAUGAGUCUCUACUUUCUUUUGGGUACUUCUCUCCCAGGACUUCCAGGACCAAUAACAACAGCAAUGGAAGCCAAACUCAGAUGUUUGCUGCUUCCUCUGAGAACCCAGUUGGGGCUGUAUUGUCAUCCCCAUGGCCUUCUUCUUCAGCUUACCAGGGAAAGAACCACAAUCAACAACAGACAAUACCUCCAUCAUUUCUUCAGUUCCCUUCAACACCUCAGAGCUUGCCUGUCAUGGCUCAGGAAGCAUCACAACCUUGUUGCACUAAAGUGGUAGACUUGCAGAGUGCAGAGAAGAAAGGAUUUUCACCAUCUUCUGCGAAGACAGCUGUGCCAAACAGCUCUCAGAAAAGGACUGCUCCUGCUCCAGUUGUGGGUUGGCCUCCAAUUCGUUCAUUCAGGAAGAAUCUUGCAAGCACCAGCUCCUCAAAACCAGCUUCUGAGUCUCAAAAUGGUGUCACAGACAAGGUUGCCAGUCAAAAACCAGAUGAAACUUGCAACAAAGGUCUGUUUGUGAAGAUCAAUAUGGAUGGAGUUCCUAUUGGCAGAAAAGUGGAUCUCAAAGCUUAUGACAGUUAUGACAAACUCUCCUCUGCAGUUGAUGAACUCUUUAGAGGCCUACUUGCAGCUCAAAGAGAUUCCUCUGCUGGUGGAAUCCAGAACAAGCAAGAGGAAGAGAAAGCAAUUACUGGUUUAUUGGUUCGAAGUGGAGAAUAUACUCUUGUUUAUGAGGAUAAUGAAGGAGACAGGAUGCUUGUUGGGGAUGUCCCAUGGCAAAUGUUUGUAUCUACGGUUAAGAGGCUGCGCGUGUUGAAGAGCUCUGAACUUUCUGCGCUUAGCCUUGGCAGCAGUAAGCAGGGGAAAUUAUCACUUGACUCUCCAAUGAGGUGAAGAAAGAGGAAUCUUUCUCCAAAAAUAUCCAUAGUGAAAGUUUGAAGGAGAUUUGAUUUCUGUUUCCAUUUGACGUUUUGGUGCAUAGUUUCGUUGGCAAGAAAAGAGAAUUUUUCAGCUCACAAGUCCAAGUGAUGUUUCAUGGAUGGUUUUGUUUUGUUUUUGUUCAGAAUUCCUCUUGGCUCUUGUAGAAAGCUUAAAAGAGCCAGGCAAAAAUGUAUUCUGAUAAUGCACUAUUGAGUAACAAGUUAUGAUAUUUUUGGUUUGUAUUUAA
This is a messenger RNA of Quercus robur (English oak), 2190 nucleotides long. Its product is annotated as auxin-responsive protein IAA26-like. The record is from RefSeq and is a predicted model, not a curated record. NCBI's taxonomy places the organism in Eukaryota, Viridiplantae, Streptophyta, Magnoliopsida, Fagales, Fagaceae. Bases 828 to 1916 code for a protein of 362 amino acids. The transcript has 6 exons. Gene Ontology annotation, molecular function: protein binding. Gene Ontology annotation, biological process: regulation of DNA-templated transcription. Gene Ontology annotation, cellular component: nucleus.